UCAGUCUUCCAUCUACACCCCUAAUUUCGAGUUUACUUUUCCAUUUCCAGAUUCUCUCUCUCUCUCUCUCUCUCUCUCUCUCUCUGCAGUUCCAUGACCCUCAUUUAACCAGGUGUUCUUGCCAAGGUCGUCUGAAAUUUACUGCUUUCAUGAAUUCUUGAGUGGAAUCAUUGAAGAUCGACGGGAAGGGUAGCUGGAGAAUCAAUGUCCGCGUGUGAAGAUAGGUGUUAAAGGUAUGUCGGUAGUCAUGAAGACUUGAAGUUUCGAUUCCCUCAAUCUGCUUUACCAUGUUGGGAAAGGGAUCCAAACUGGAUGAAUGUUUGCUGGAAGAAUUCCAAAGUUUUACCAACUGGGAUGAUGUCAUAUGUCCAAUAUGCUUGGACUUCCCUCACAACAGUGUUCUUCUACAGUGCUCGUCUUACGAUAAAGGAUGCCGGCCUUUUGUGUGUGAUACCGAUCAUUUACAUUCAAAUUGCCUGGAUCGCUUCAAAGAAGCAAACAUGAUGUCAGCUGGUUCACAAUCUCUACGGUUAUCGGAGAGUCAUGUAUGUACGGAAUCAGGAUCUAAUAGCAAGCCGCCCUGCCCCUUGUGCAGAGGUGAAGUUACUGGAUGGGUAAUUAUUGAUAGGGCUCGUAUGCAUUUAGAUGUAAUGAAUCGUUGUUGUGAAGAAGAAAAGUGUAAAUUUACUGGGACCUUUUUGGAGCUUCGAAAACAUGCACAAUUAGAGCAUCCUCAUGCCCGACCAUCAAAAAUUGAUCCUGCACGGAAGCUUGAUUGGGAGAAUUUCCAGCAAUCCUCUGAUAUCAUAGAUGUUUUGAGCACCAUUCAAUCUGAAGUUCCACAUGGGGUCGUCUUAGGUGAUUAUGUGAUUGAAUAUGGCGAUGAUAACUCUGGAGAUGAUUUUGAUGACUUCCAUGGGGAUGGGAGAAACUGGUGGACAUCUUGCAUAUUUUAUCAGGUGUUUAAAAACUUUAGGAAUUCUAGAAACAGAAGAAGGUCGAGAGUUAGUGAUUCCGGAAGAGGAAACCGCAGUUUGACUUAUGAUACUUCGCACUUGGAUGAGGGUUCAGCACCGUCUGUAGAAUAUACAGAUAAUAAUCCUUUUGAUGAUGAUGGAGUUAUUGCUCGAGGGUUGCGUAGGAGCAGAACUGAUAUGGUCAGCUCACGAAGGCGCCACAACCUCAACUUCAACAGCUAGAUAAAAUUGAUCCGGCGCAUCUUCUCCAUUCUUUUACAUCAGAGUAUUUCUGUAGCUGCAGAAUAGAAGAAAGCUCGUUCUCAAGUCAGCGAUCUAUGGGGAAAGCGAAAUGCUUGCCGGUCCCAUCAAUGACCUGUAAAAUUUUUACAUUGGUCUAAUCUUUUGCUAUUAUUUUUCGCCCGUUCCUUCUUUCUCUUUGUUAGGUUUUCAAUAACUGAGAUUUGUAUGGUCUUUGAAUUUAAUGUCAUCUGCUAUCGCCUUUCAUUGGCUUGAUCGCCUAUCGAAGUAGAUAUAGUAUAUGGUAUAUUGUUUAUUUGCCAUCAAAAGAUCAUUUUAGAGUUGUAUACUUGAUUCAAUGGAUUUUGAUUGUUGUGGAAUCCCUUCUAUUGUUCUUGUUGUAUUUCCAUGCGACCUCAUUUUACGAUGAAAUGCACUUAGACCUUGCUCGAA
This is a messenger RNA of Andrographis paniculata, 1649 nucleotides long. RefSeq lists its product as uncharacterized. The transcript is spliced from 5 exons. NCBI's taxonomy places the organism in Eukaryota, Viridiplantae, Streptophyta, Magnoliopsida, Lamiales, Acanthaceae. The record is from RefSeq and is a predicted model, not a curated record. Bases 288 to 1199 code for a protein of 303 amino acids.